Molecule: messenger RNA, 3079 nt
Organism: Anopheles stephensi (Asian malaria mosquito)
Lineage: Eukaryota; Metazoa; Arthropoda; Insecta; Diptera; Culicidae
Product: protein FAM160B1-like
Exons: 6
Coding region: 220-2754 (844 amino acids)
Source: RefSeq, a predicted model, not a curated record
ACAACAUCAGAACGCACGAAAACAACAAGGAAAAACGUCAAUACAGAACAGGUGCAAAAUUGCAAACAUAAAAUUUACAGCGUUUUGUGUUCACAUUCUCGUAACAAAUUUACCCAUUUGCUGCAUGAUAUUCUGCUCCCUCGGCCCAAAGCAUGUGUACCGUGUGAACCGCGCGUUUGUUCGUGGUAAAACAGUUCCCAACAAUAACGCUACAAGUGAAUGUUUCUCUGCCGAAAGCUGACCGAAAUCGAUAAAAUGUUUGGAAAACUAUCGGAAGUUUUGCAAACGGCGGCCGACGUGCUUGCGCCACCACCGACCGCAUUGCAGGACUUUGACUACCACUACCGGUUGGUCAAAAACUUUUACAUCGCCGAUAAAACCGUACCAAAGAUACACAUCAACGACACCAACAUUCCAACACACCUGGACCAAAUGCUGCAAAUACUGAUACGUGAAGAGCAACGGUUAGAAGUGGCGGGGAAGACGGACUCCAACGUUCCACUUGACGCAUCGCCGAGCAGCUCGGAAAUGUCACCGAAACCCAAUCCGCCACCACCGAAGGCCGAGUGUAUGGAGUUCGUCCUAAGCAACCGGCCGCUGGAUGUACUGAUCGAGUUUGCCGUCAAUGAUACACCGCCCGGGGCGCGCUACAUUGUGCUGAACUGGGUCCGGCGGUUUCUGUCCUGCCUGAAGUGCCCCCCGUUGGGCCAUGCCAGCAUUUUCCAACCCGUUCAACGGCUGGUGGAAAUCUGCAACGGUACAUAUGCUUCGCCGUACGAGCGAGAGGAAAUACUGUUCCUGGAAACGGUGGCCGGGCUCGUGCGCAAGGACUCGGUACUGGUCAACUUGUUCCUAAAGUCUCACCACCAUUCCGCACAAAUGUUGGCAAACUGGAAGGGGUUAGGCGUCAAUAAGGCACCAGUGAACAAUCCACUGUUUGUAAGCACAAAGAUUGAGUACGAUACGAGACGAAUCUCGCUCGUAGCCGAGGAGGAUGGUGAAGGUGUGUCAGCGAAUGAGGCCGAGCGAGUGGAACAUCAGACGACCAUCGAUAGUAACGUCGCUGCAGGCGACUCCGAGAGCUGUGACUGUGAUGAAGAAGACCACUUUAGUCUGUUCGAUGCGAUAGUCAGUUACCUGGAUAGCGCGGAUAGCACCAUAGUUGUGCGGGCGUGUGAAGGUGUGCUUAUACUGGCCUCAUUACCGACGCUACAGCCAUCGUGUAAAGCCAUCCGGAACACGAUCAGCCGCUUCGCCACAAUGAUGGCUGGCCGGCUUGCCUCAAACUGUCAGCAAAUACCGGAAGAUAUGGACACGGGUGAUAUCGAAGAUGCGAACGUCACCUGGGGACUGUUUCCACGGGAUCCUGAACAGCCUCACUACAUCGGACGCUACCAGCUAACGGCCUUCCUCUGCUGGCUGGAUUACUGUGAUUGUUUGCUGAAGGAAAGUGCCCUGUUAGUACCGGAACUAGGGCCACGUAUCCGUGACGAAAUGUUGAUCAACUAUAUCGAACCUGCCCUGGUGGGAUGCUACGCCCCCUUUAUGCUGGUGCUAACGGCAAAGAUUAUCAAAAAAACGCAAUCAAAAGCACUGCUCGAUGAGAUUGCCAACUGGCUGAUCGGCGAUGAUGAUCUGAUGGACGUCAACAACUGCUUGCUAACGAUUUUGAUAGAAAAUGCCCACGAAAAUACGGACAUUCUUCUGCCCACGUUACAGUUUGUUGAGUCUCUGUUGGAUAAUCCACACGAAAAGAUCCUACAUGGAAUGUUGUUCUUCUACAUUAACAACCGCGGCUACUACGAUGGAAAUUCGCAAACCAUCCAGUCAUGGUCGGACGAAGAAGACAACCGUGAACGGCGGCGUGGCAGUGCGGACGAUCCAAUUAAAUCACGCACUCUGGCCCCAAGCAAUAUAUUACGAGUCAUCAACCACUUCCUGUUGCUUUUACCGAGGCAAAUCAUUAACGACGCCGGUGGUAUUUGCUACGAGGAGUACAUGCAGGACGCAAACCGGCAUUACCAGACGUGGAUAAAGAAAACGCACGGGUUUAGCUGGCCCGUCGAAGCCAUCUGGCCAUGCAGCGGUGAAUCGUCGCCACUGGCGGGCACCAGCGUCGAACCAGUGGCAAUGUCUGCCAGCACCGGGCCCGGCCUAAUGACGGUCGUUCCACUGGCCCCGGUGAAACAAUCGAAAAAACAACGAAUCAAAUACAGCACCGACAGUCAAUCGAGCAUCGAUUUGCAAACGUGCGGGGACAGCGGCAUAUCGGAGGAAAGCUUCUACGAAGGCCCGCUACUUAAGCUGCUGUUCUCACACGUCAAGCAGAUGAACACGCAACCGUACGAACUGAAUCUGGCCGUGAUAGCGAUCCUUUCCAAGCUGGCACUGUUUCCCCACCCGUACUUGCACGAGAUCCUGCUCAACCCGGAAAUUCCCGUGGCGGCCGGUGCAACGACCCUGUGGUCGGUAAUGCAAUUUCUUGCCCGGCAGUUGCUGGGCGAGAUUCCGCGCGUGGAAGGAUUUCAGGAGAAGAUAAAGGAAACUGGCCGAAGAUUGCUUUCCAAUCCACCGCUCUACCAUAGAGACUGUGAACACGGGGAACCUAGCAGCACCGAUCCUACGUCCGGUGUGCCCAUCGAAGAGGAGGACGAAAUCAACGAUCCGCUGUUCGAAUCGAUCGUUGUGUUGGAAGAAUUUUGCAAAGAGUUGGCAGCGAUCGCUUUCGUAAAGUACCAUCACGCGAAGGAAUAAGCGUUGACCGGAUGGAUAGGAAAGCAUCGUUCCUGCGUACGUAUCUUAAGUAGCACAAAAAAAGGUUCGGGGGCCGGUCAGUGGUUGGAGAACGCAAAUUCUUUUGCAAAUGGUCCAUUAUGAUCUAGUCUUUGCCAAAACAAAGGGCUGCAGUGCAAACCGCGAAGAAAGCGUUAAAUAAGUCUUCGCAUUACUACCACACUAUUCGGAAUCGAUCUUCAUUUAGAGAGGCGUUGGGUUACGCUUAUCUUAAUUUAAGUCUUUGCUGCAAACAUUGUGCGCGUUUGUUUUAUUCCCGUAAAAUAUAGCUGAAUUUUAAACACAA